AGUCGCUUUUGGGGGCCCGAGGGAGGGAGCCCCGUGGGGCCCGCGGCCCGCGGCGCCAUCCCCGCGAGCGGCGGCGGGGGCGGCGAUGGUGCGGAGGCGGCGACACCCCAGGCACAGGGCUGUGGCGAUCGGGGCCCCGGCGGCCGCCGCGCUCCUGGCAGCGGCGGGCGCCGCGUGGUCUGGCGCGGCGCUCUCGCAGCCGCCCGUGGCGGCGCCCGAGGGGCACUGGACGAGCGCCGGGCCGCAGGCCCCUGGCAGCGAACCCUGGACUGCGCGGCCGCGCCUGGGCAGCGGUGGCGACGCCGGCGAGCCGCCGUCGCGCCAGCGCGGGAGGAGGCGCC
Messenger RNA from Prorocentrum cordatum, 341 nucleotides. The record is from the annotation of a GenBank genome assembly. NCBI's taxonomy places the organism in Eukaryota, Dinophyceae, Prorocentrales, Prorocentraceae.